Molecule: messenger RNA, 2473 nt
Organism: Trematomus bernacchii (emerald rockcod)
Lineage: Eukaryota; Metazoa; Chordata; Actinopteri; Perciformes; Nototheniidae
Gene: haao
Product: 3-hydroxyanthranilate 3,4-dioxygenase
Exons: 10
Coding region: 101-964 (287 amino acids)
Biological process (GO): 'de novo' NAD+ biosynthetic process from L-tryptophan; quinolinate metabolic process
Cellular component (GO): cytoplasm
Molecular function (GO): iron ion binding; 3-hydroxyanthranilate 3,4-dioxygenase activity
Source: RefSeq, a predicted model, not a curated record
UUGGACUACUGGUAUAUCAGUCACAUUGUUUAUACUGGUCGAGGCAGCAGAUUAUAAGAGAAGCUUAACACUUUAGCACAAAGCACAAUUAGUUUUAAAAAUGAGCAGCAGUCCUCCUCUUGUGAAUGUGAGAAACUGGAUCACACAGAAUGAGAAUGCCUUUCUGCCACCAGUGUGCAACAAGCUCAUGCAUUUCUCCCAGUUGAUUAUCAUGUUUGUUGGAGGUCCAAAUACAAGGAAGGAUUAUCAUAUUGAGGAAGGAGAGGAGCUCUUCUACCAGGUGAAGGGAGACAUGUGUCUGAAGGUGAUAGAAAACGGGAUUCACAAGGAUGUGAACAUCAAGGAGGGAGAGAUGUUCCUUCUGCCAGCGAGGACCCCCCACUCCCCCCAGAGACAGGCCAACACUGUGGGACUGGUGGUGGAGAGGAGACGUCUGCUGAUGGAGAACGACUGCCUGAGGUACUAUGUUGACAACACCACGUAUCCCCUGUUCGAGAAAUGGUUCUACUGUGAGAACCUCGGAACCCAACUGGUGCCAAUCAUCAAAGAGUUCAUGGCAUCAAAGCAGUGCAAAACAGGAAAGCCUGAUGCAAAUGAUGUGUUCAGAGACCCUCCAUUCCAGAUGAACACGAUGAAGGUGAUGUCACCCUUCUCCUUCAAAGACUGGCUGAACACCCAGAGGCCGACCCUGGCCAGCGGCAGCCCCAUCGACAUGUUCGGGGAUCAGUUUGAGACCGAGGUGAUAGUGUAUGGACCUGGGCGCAACGAGACGUCAGUACGGAUAACUGAUGCGUGGGUUUGGCAGAUGGAGGGAUCCUCAAGGGUAACUUUGAAUGAGCAGGAGUUCCUUCUAGCUGCAGGACACAGUUUGCUCAUUCCUGAACAAAGCCAGUACCAGUGGCAGAGAGAUGAAGGGACUGUUGCUCUGUUUGUGGUCCAAAACCCUGAGCGGAAGAGACCCUGAACAUCACACGGCCAUUCACACACACAAUAAAUGUGCGAGUGCAGUCAGUGCCUGUUUAAGGCAUGCCGGUUCCUAAUGGACCCAAUUAUUUGCCUGUGGUGUAUAACUACAGCUCACUUAUGAGAGAAAUUACACUAAAUAAAUCAAUAGAGAUAAAUUGUGAUUAUUUAAAAAAUAAAUAAUAAUGUUCUUCCUGAUUCUCCCCUUUUUGAGUUUCGCUUCCCAAAUGACCACAUUUCCUAUUUUUUCCCCCUUAAAGCAUUGGGUAGGCGUUACAUUAUGGACUCAGUUUUUUUACAGGAACCGUGUCAAAAAGCCUCCCAGUCCAACUGCCAUGUUUUUGAUAGAUUGUGUAGAUUUUCUUUGUAAGUAAAAAAGUGUUAUGAAUGUUUUCAAAUGAAAUAUAUGUAUUGCAUGCAUGCCACGUUCAGGUGCCAGUGUCUUGUUAAAUCAACACCAUGCAUUUAUAAGGGGCUUGCCAAGAAUAAAAAACAGAACUGACUAGGCAUGAUUUUAGUGAUUUGUUUUAAAUAUAAAACUGUGUACUGGCUGCAGACUUAAUAAUAAAUACAUAUGUGUGGUUGUGGACGCAUGAUGUAAAAACGAAAUUAACUUUUUCAGACAGGAAUUACCACACCACACACAACAAAAAAUAAAUAAACAGAGAUUCCCAUUUGUCUAAGGCAUACUUUCUACGCUUUCUGUUAUCUGAAAUGGCUGAAUUGAGAAUAGCUCAUUCACUCACAUAUUUGAAUCAAGGGAGACCUAUUUCUGAGGGAAAUUAUAGAUAUAUCCAUAAGAUGAUGAGAAAUGUGAGUAGUAGCCUACCUGUGUCACAGAGAGUGAAGUAUGGUUGACCCAAAUGCAUGUCAGGAAGAUUCAACAGUAAAUACCUUUAACUUCAGGUAAUCCAGGCAAAACAGAACUUUCGAAAGAACAACAUCCAAGGAUCCUAAAAAAGUAAAAAACCAGGACUUAAAGGUCACCUAUUAUGUAAAAUCCACUUUUUCACGUCUUUUAUACAUAAACAUGUGUCCCAUCUGUGUAAAGAGAUUAUAUAAAAACCUGUCUGAAAAUCAGCUGAUCAGAUUUGGACCACUACUGUAUAUGAUGUCAUAAUGAUUUUUUGGCUAGUGUAACCAUUAGCCAAUAACCAACCAAGGUAACCCCUUAUCACCUGAAUCUCCUCCUAGAGCACCAGUGUGUUCUUUUUAACCAAAUAUCUCGCAGAAGGGCGUUGGGAGUAGCACCCUAUUUUCAUCUAAAGUAAAAGACACAGAAUCAUUCGAGCCAAACACUUCAGAGACAUGUUUUGUAUAUAUAUGAGACCUAUAAUAUAUUGAUGAAAAAGAGUAUAAUAGGGGACCUUUAACUACAAGCUGAAGUAAUGAGGGCAGGGUCGGCGUCAUGGUUGGGUCAUUCGCGGGCCAUGCCCCCCCAAAUGAGUCACUGUGCCCCCCAACGCAGGGCAGGCAAGCCUUGCCACUUUGCCGUUUAAAAAAAAAAAAA